Delphinapterus leucas (beluga whale) is the source of this 1968-nucleotide messenger RNA. RefSeq names its product ABI family member 3 (gene ABI3). Gene Ontology annotation, biological process: regulation of cell migration; neuron migration. Gene Ontology annotation, molecular function: SH3 domain binding; signaling adaptor activity. NCBI's taxonomy places the organism in Eukaryota, Metazoa, Chordata, Mammalia, Artiodactyla, Monodontidae. The record is from RefSeq and is a predicted model, not a curated record. Gene Ontology annotation, cellular component: actin-based cell projection; lamellipodium; SCAR complex.
AACUAGAGAAAGCCUGCACGCAGCAACAAAGAUCCAACGCAGCCAAAAAAAAAAAGGCCUAAGGUAGAAACAAUCUUAGCUUGAUCGGGAAGAGAGACCCAAUGGCCAGUGUGGCUUGAGGGGCGUGAGUGAGGGAGAGUGGAAGGCAAUGAGGGUGAGAAAGAAAGCAGGAGCCAGCCUUGUGAGGCCCUAUAUAGGCCACGGUUAGAAGUUGCUUUAUUCUCAGUGUGUUGGGAAGCUGUUGGAGGGAAUGAAUGAUUGAAGUCACCCUUCCUGGGCCUCAGUUUCUUAUCUAUAAAAUGGAUCAGAUUAUUGCUUCCCAAACACCAGCUUGAAGACUGGAGAUAAACCAGGAGCACAGGAGUCACCUGAGGAACUUUUAGAGGCCACAGACAAACGGAAGGCGCUGGAGGAGACCAUGGCCUUCACCACCCAGGCCCUGGCCAGUGUGGCCUACCAGGUGGGCAACCUGGCUGGACACACUCUGCAUAUGUUGGACCUUCAGGCGUCCGCCCUGAGGCAGGUGGAAGCCCGUGUGAGCACGCUGGGCCAGAUGGUGAACAUGCACAUGGAGAAGGUGGCCCGAAGGGAGAUCGGCACCUUAGCCACCGUCCAGCGGCUGCCCCCCAGCCAGAAAAUUAUCGCCCCUGAGAGCCUGCCUCCCCUCACGCCCUACUACAGGAGACCCCUCAACUUCGGUUGCCUGGAUGACAUCGGUCACGGGGUCAAGGAUCUGAGCACACAGCUGUCGCGGACCGGGACCCUGUCUCGAAAGAGCAUCAAGGCGCCUGCCACACCCGGCUCCGCCACCCUGGGGAGAGCGCCCCGGAUCCCCGAGCCAGUGCAGCUCCCCGUGGUGCCGGACGGCAAACUCUCCGCCGCCUCCUCUGCCUCCUCCCUAGCCUCGGCCGGCAGCGCCGAAGGUGUUGGUGGGGUCUCCACGACCCAGGAGCAGGCAGUACCCCCACCUCCACCCCCUCCACCUGCUGCCUCCGAAGGUUUCCUGCCGCCCCCUCCGCUGGGGGAACUGUGCCUGCCCCCAACAGCCCCAGAGCUGCCCAUGCCCCUGGACCUGCCCCCUCCUCCACCCUUGGAUGUAGGUGAUUUGGGGCUACCACCUCCGCCACCACCAGGCUUUGGGCCUGAAGAACCCAGCUGGGUCCCUGAUGCAUACUUGGAGAAAGUGGUGACACUGUACCCAUACACCCGCCAGAAGGACAACGAACUCUCCUUCUCUGAGGGCACCGUUAUCUGCAUCACCCGCCGCUACUCCGAUGGCUGGUGUGAGGGUGUCUGCUCAGAGGGGUCUGGAUUCUUCCCCGGGAACUAUGUGGAACCCAGCUGCUGACAGUCUGGGCUCUCUGGGAUGCGGACCCAAGCACAGCCUUGAGUGAGCCUCUUUUUGAGUCCCACACCGAAGCCAGCUCCACAGUCAAGACUGGACCAGGCCUGCACACCUCCUGGGCUGUGAGCUGUGUCUGUUCCUUCUCCAGAGGCCUGCUGGAGACAGGAAAGAGCUGGAAACCAAGGAGUUUGGUGACCUUAUCCACAGGGGACCCUUACGCCAUGCAUGACAGGGUCUCCAGCCGCAAGUGCCAACUUUGAAUAAAACUCUGAUGACCUGAUUGCCCUGCAGGGCUGGGGAACCGAGGGACUGAAAGGCAACCCACUUGUAAGGCUCCCGCUAAUUGAGCCCCCCCUGCCUGCCCUAAGCAGCAGUAUCCCCCAUCUCCUCGGUGCUCACUGAGCCCUCUGCACUCGACCCCUGUGCCCCUCUGCAGAGAUGGGCUGCACCCUGCUCUUUUGCCUGUUGCUUGCUUUGUUAUGUAUUUAGUCUUGGUUCCCCAAGCUGGGCACUCCUCCCAAGAGUGGGGACCAGCUCCCUCACUUAAGUGGGGCUCUCUGAGAGCAGAGAUCACCUCGCCCUCAUCCCUCAGUUGGCGGCGCAAGAGAUCUCAGCCCCCUUCA